CUCUUUAAUUUCUCUUUGCCAUAACUAAAUCACACAGUUGCUUCUCUUUACCCUGCAUGGUUCCCUCUUUCUUUAUAUUACCACCAUAUAUUCUUGUUUUACUUCCAAUUUCCCUUUCCUUUCUUCAAUCUAUUAGUGUAGAUUUUAAAUAACAAAUUCAUCAGCGUGCGAAUAUUAACUUUACCCACUACUCAUUGUGAAAAUAGAACUCAGAAUGCCAACUGCAAAUCCUGAUCAAGAAAAUGAAUUAUUUGCUGAGGUUGAUCCAUUCGGGAGGUUUGGACGGUAUGAAGAGCUUCUAGGCCGUGGUGCAGAGAAGAUGGUGUAUAGGGCAUUUGAUAUUGCGGAAGGCAGAGAAGUCGCCUGGAAUCAGAUUAAAUUGAACAAAUUUCAUGGCGACGCUUUCAUCAUCAAUAAGAUAUAUUCUGAGAUCGAGUUGCUGAAGAACUUGAAGAAUGACAACAUCAUAGUCAUGUACCAUUUCUGGAAGGACUGUGAGAAGAACAUUCUGAAUUUCAUAACUGAGGCAUGUGCGUCUGGUAAUUUGAGGGAUUACAGGAAGAAGCAUCGUCAUGUUUCGAUAAAGGCCUUGAAGAAGUGGUCAAGACAGAUACUAAAAGGCUUGGAUUAUCUCCAUACACAUGACCCUUGUGUCAUUCAUAGAGACCUCAAUUGCAGUAAUAUCUUUAUCAACGGUAAUGUUGGAAAGGUAAAGAUUGGUGAUCUUGGUCUGGCAACAAUUGUGGGGAAGAACCAUGCAGCACAUACUCUACUAGGGACACCAGAGUAUAUGGCACCAGAGCUUUAUGAAGAGGACUACACCGAGUUGGUGGAUAUAUACUCAUUUGCUAUGUGCUUGGUUGAAAUGGCUACUAUUGAGAUACCUUACAGUGAAUGUGACGGUAUAGCCAAACUAUACAAGAUGGUAACUGCUGGAAUAAAGCCUCAAGCUCUUAACAGGGUGAGCGAUCCUGAGUUGAAGGCCUUCAUUUUAAGGUGCAUCGGGCAGCCAAGAGCAAGACCCUCAGCCGCUGAACUGUUGAAGGAUCCGUUCCUUUCUGAUGUUGUCAGUUAUGAUGAGAAUUAAUGAUCUUUUGAUAGCUGAUUCAUUUUGUUCAAGUUUUGCUAGUUAUUGAGUAAUGUUCUUUAUUGUAGCUCAAUAUUAAUUUGGAAUAAUUCUGUUCUUGAUCAUGCAAGAUACAAAAGACAGUCUCAGUAUCACACCUUUUCUGCUCAAUAGAAGUUAAGUGUUGUAUAGAGAUCCAUUGAGAUGUAUAGUUUGAAGGAA
Molecule: messenger RNA, 1288 nt
Organism: Nicotiana attenuata
Lineage: Eukaryota; Viridiplantae; Streptophyta; Magnoliopsida; Solanales; Solanaceae
Product: probable serine/threonine-protein kinase WNK11
Exons: 3
Coding region: 215-1087 (290 amino acids)
Biological process (GO): protein phosphorylation; intracellular signal transduction
Cellular component (GO): cytoplasm
Molecular function (GO): protein serine/threonine kinase activity; ATP binding
Source: RefSeq, a predicted model, not a curated record